GAUUGACUGAAGAGCUCACCAAAACAAACCAUGCGAGCAAAGGAAAGCAAAACAAAACUCCUCUCACUUACACAUCGUCCACGUCACCAGGACCAACCACACAAGUACACACCUCUAGAGAGACGAGCAGACAGGCAGGCAGAAAGGAGGGGGAAGCGCUUAAAUAACCCAUCCAUCAUCGCAUCGGUCGGUCGAUUGGACCAGCCACGGUUCGUUCCUGUGUGUCGGCGUCGGCGGGCGCAUGCACGCAGGUGACGGUCAGGUGAACUUGCAUACGAUCAAGUCCGCCUGGCCGUCCCGGGCGCGCAUGCAACCUACCGACACCCGCCCCGAGGAUCUGGCUGGCUGUGUUACUUAGAUACGCCGGCAAAACGGUGCGCUCGCUCGUCCGGCUCCACCAACGUCUACAUAUCUACUUGUGUACGUCUCAUCGCCUCGUGUGCUGUGCUGUGCUGGACGCGACGCGUGCCGAUCUCACUACGACUGCACACACACAAGAAAACAAAUCCCCAUCUGUCUGUCUGUCUGUCUGGCCGCCUCCCUUUCUGUCUGCAGGUUGCCUCAACCAGGGAGCUGAAUUGCCCACACGUAUCUUGACGUGAUGGUAGCCACUCGAGGAUACGUUCGUGGCCGUUCCCGAGUGACUAGCGCCGCGUCGACAUACCCGUGCACAGCUCAACUCACCCACCAUCCAUUAUUCCCCAGUCAGUCCUCAUGCACAUAUGCAUCCGUAGACUGACUGACUGACUGACUGACAAAAAGGCUCUCUCUUGGUAGGUACCUAGACCGACCCCCCCGCGCCGACCCCCCCCCCCGACGCGACCCGACCCACCGACAGUAGAAAACAUCACCCUGGCCUGGCCUCUCACUCACUCUCUCCUCUCCCCACUCACGCACCCCCCCAUCCAUCGAUGCAUUAUGAGGACACCGCCUGCAAUGGAGGCGAACCCGAAUUGGGGUUCGCCUGCUCGCCGCCCUCGGGCAUGGUCACAGUGAUGGGGGGGCUGGGCGAUGCCUUGUCCUCGCCUGUCACUGCUGCCGCUGCUGCUGCUGACGGCGACCCAUCGGGAGCAGCCGUGUCCUCGUGGUUAUGAUGGUGAUGGUGAUGAUGAUGAUGGCCGCCGCCAACGUGUGGCUGUGGGGGGUGGAGGUGCCUCUGUGUGGGGUGAGGGUGGAGCUGGUGAUUGGGCCCGCCCGGCGAGUUGGCUGCGUGUUCGAUGGACGACUGCAGGUGCUCGAUGACGGCCAGUGAGGACUCGUAGUGUUUGGCGAAGUAGUCGAUGUAGAACUGGGCGCCGUUGAAGAUGAUGACGGCGAGGAGGAAGAGCAGCCAGAGGGUGUGGCACCAGUAGGAGUGGUAGAGGAUGGGCGUGUAGACGGCGCCGCCGAGGAAGAUGCCCAGGUGGCAGAGGAUGAAGAUGAGCUUGGCGUGGGGCUGCAGCCGUCUGGGCAGCUUGUAGAGGAUGCCUCGGUCGAGGGCCAUAUACUUGUACAGAGUGGCGUACUUCUUCCGCUCGAUCUUGUCGGCCGACCAGAUGAACAUCUUGCCGUAAUAUGGCGCCGCCCACACCUGACAUGGCCCACAGAUACACACACACACACACACACGAUCCCUCUUAUGCCCACACAGCGAUGGGAUGAGAGCAUCUUUCCUUCAUACCACGUAAAGCAUGAAGGCCGGUGGGAAGACCUCAAGCCAGUAGGACCACCAGGCACCCCAGGCCGUGCUCCACGAGCUGAAGAAUGGCGUGUUUAGGGUGUCGGGUGUCACCACAAAUGAGGUGUCGCUGGGCGGGAACCACCGGAGCGUCCACAGCACGACCAGCGGCGAGAAGUGGACCUCGGCCGUCGUCACCUUGUCCAGCGAGUGGGGGACGAGCGAGUUGCGGAAGAGCACCACCGAGUUGCCCAGUGUGCCGCCGAAUGUGAACACCGCUCGCCAGACGAGGAGGGAGGAGGGCGCACACCAGACGUAGAUGAGGAGGAUGAAGUUGGCCCAGUAGCAAAAGUCGAAGAGGUAGUAGUGGUGCCGCUUCAUCCGGUAGUGGACGAACCGCAGGAGCAGCAUGACGAUGAGCUUGACGGUGUGGCAGGCGUAGAAGUAGCUGGGCCGCGCGCCGACGAGAAACGACGAGAUGAUGAUGUCGAAGAAGAGCACGAGGAAGCAGAUCUUGUGCAGCAGCUUCUUGGUCUUGGCGUCCUCGAGCCGCUUCCACAGCCGGUGUGCGCGGGUCAACAUCCGCUCCUUCCUCUGCCGCAGCCGCACCCGCAGGUGCUCUGGGAUGGUCUUGAUCAUCUUGUUGGUCGACUUGACGAUGUCCACCAGGUCCAUGGCGAAGUUGAGGUUGAGGUCGACGAAGUCAAAGUCCAUCUCCUUCUCGGCCUUGCGCAUCCGCAUCCCCACGCCCAGCAGCCGCCGCCGCGACCCCACCGCCUGGCCCUGGCUGCCCAAUCCCCCCUCGUCGAAGUGCUUGGAGGACUCCCCGGGUCUUCGGCGGCGGUAUGCCCCUCCCUGCCCCUCCUCGGCGCCCUGCAGACUUCUAUCAUCAUCCGACUGCAGAUCGUCGAAAUCAAACCUGCGCACCGCACGCCAUACACACACACACACACACACACACACACGUGUGGCGAGUGACCGGCAUGGAUUGGAUAGGUGGGGUGAGUGGUGUUUUGUCCCUCCCUCCCUCCCUCCCUGAGGCCUGGUGGCUCACUACUCACAUAUCUUCUCGGUCGCUUUCGGCAUUGAAUGCCUCGCCCUCCAUAUCGGUGAGGAAGGGGUCGAAGUAGUCGAAUGCCGAUGCGUUGGAGGCAUCCUCCGACUGCUGGCUCGACAAGGUGUCCUCAGACUCGUUGCGCUGCGGGUGCUCGCCGUUCGCCGCGCCAGGCGCGCCGUCCCCUGACGCCAGCUCGCCGUUGCCUCCUGACAUCUGUGCAAGGCUGGGAAGGCUUCAAAAAGCCGAGAUUCGUC
Messenger RNA from Vitrella brassicaformis, 2968 nucleotides. The record is from the annotation of a GenBank genome assembly. Lineage: Eukaryota; Vitrellaceae.